CUAGUAUUGUUGGCGCCGGUGAAAGUUUGAACUAUAGCACCACCCACCGGGCUGAUACUGCUGGUGGCGCUGCCGUCUUUGUGUCACCGACGGCUCCAUCCACUUAUUGUUGUUUGAGGCAGGGCAAGGGAUUGAUCAACCAUGGGCAAAGCUUCAAGGGAUAAGAGGGAUAUUUACUAUAGGAAAGCGAAAGAAGAAGGUUGGCGUGCUCGAAGUGCAUUUAAACUCCUUCAGAUUGAUGAGGAAUUCAACAUUUUUGAAGGUGUGAGACGUGUUGUAGAUUUAUGUGCUGCCCCAGGUAGCUGGAGUCAGGUUUUGAGUCGUAAGCUGUAUCUCCCAGCCAAGCUUGCACCUGAUGCAAAGGAUGAAAAUCUUCCUCUUAUUGUAGCUAUUGAUUUGCAGCCAAUGGCUCCAAUUGAAGGUGUUAUCCAGGUGCAGGGUGAUAUAACUAAUGCUCGAACUGCUGAAGUGGUUAUUAGACAUUUUGAUGGUUGCAAGGCUGACCUGGUUGUUUGUGAUGGUGCUCCUGAUGUUACUGGGCUUCAUGACAUGGAUGAAUUUGUUCAAUCCCAACUCAUACUUGCAGGGUUGACCAUUGUUACACAUGUACUUAAGGAAGGAGGGAAGUUUAUUGCAAAGAUAUUUAGAGGAAAGGAUACAAGUCUUCUGUACUGCCAGCUAAAAUUAUUUUUCCCUGUAGUGACUUUUGCAAAACCAAAAAGCAGCCGUAAUUCCAGCAUAGAGGCAUUUGCAGUUUGUGAAAACUAUUCCCCUCCUGAAGGAUUCAACCCGAAAGAUCUUCAUCGCCUUCUUGAGAAGGUUGGAAGUCCCUCUGGGGUAGAAGAUACAGAUUGCUGUAGUGGGUGGUUGGAAGGCCCUAAUAAGGUGUAUAUCCCAUUUCUAGCUUGUGGGGACCUGAGUGGGUAUGAUUCUGAUAGAUCAUAUCCACUACCUAAAGUUGAUGGGGGAACAUAUCAGAGCUUGGACCCUGUACAACCCCCUAUUGCCCCUCCUUACAAGAGGGCUCUCGAGUUAAAAAAAGCCUCCAAUCAAGGAUUCCGAGAGCUUGAAAACCUCUCAUUGGAUUCUUGAUCACUGUUUAUUCACCAUGCCAUUAAGAACUUUGCUACUUCCUUUUUUUCUAUUAGCAUGAUUUAAUUUGUGGAUUUACAAUUAUUAGCUUACGUGUGAACUUUAACUCUUUCUUUUCCCUUGUACCACACCAUUAUGGUCUGCCUGCCGAGGCUUUUGUUGUCACAAUCUUUUAAAUGAACAUGAAUUAUCUUAUAGAUAACUAUCCAAGCUUAUAACU
Lotus japonicus is the source of this 1312-nucleotide messenger RNA. Its product is annotated as putative tRNA (cytidine(32)/guanosine(34)-2'-O)-methyltransferase. Gene Ontology annotation, molecular function: tRNA methyltransferase activity. The record is from RefSeq and is a predicted model, not a curated record. NCBI's taxonomy places the organism in Eukaryota, Viridiplantae, Streptophyta, Magnoliopsida, Fabales, Fabaceae. The transcript has 11 exons. The coding region runs from base 142 to 1092 and encodes 316 amino acids. Gene Ontology annotation, cellular component: cytoplasm. Gene Ontology annotation, biological process: cytoplasmic translation; tRNA methylation.